Molecule: messenger RNA, 280 nt
Organism: Eimeria necatrix
Lineage: Eukaryota; Apicomplexa; Conoidasida; Eucoccidiorida; Eimeriidae
Product: small nuclear ribonucleoprotein, putative
Exons: 1
Biological process (GO): RNA processing; spliceosomal snRNP assembly
Cellular component (GO): commitment complex; U2 snRNP; U12-type spliceosomal complex
Molecular function (GO): RNA binding
Source: RefSeq, a predicted model, not a curated record
AUGAAGUUGGUUCGCUUUUUGAUGCGGCUGGCCAACGAGACGCUGGUCUUGGAGUUGAAGAACGGCACAGUGGUGCACGGCACCAUCGUGGGCGUGGACGUGGCCAUGAACACGCACUUGAAGAACGUUAAGUUGACUGUCAAACACUCCAACCCAGUUUCUAUGGACCACCUCACCAUUCGAGGCAGCAACAUUCGCUACUUCAUUCUCCCGGACUCUUUGCCUCUCGACACUUUGCUCAUAGACGACACUCCCAUCCAGCGGCCUCCCCGCGAGACGG